Molecule: messenger RNA, 540 nt
Organism: Hibiscus syriacus
Lineage: Eukaryota; Viridiplantae; Streptophyta; Magnoliopsida; Malvales; Malvaceae
Product: pathogenesis-related protein PR-4-like
Exons: 3
Coding region: 1-540 (179 amino acids)
Biological process (GO): defense response to fungus; defense response to bacterium
Molecular function (GO): RNA nuclease activity
Source: RefSeq, a predicted model, not a curated record
AUGCCUCUCGAACAAGAAAUUGGUGAUGUUGAAGGUAUUCAUAAAUCUUUGAUUGAGUCACUUAUGGAUGAAGAAAUUAUUCAAGGAGUAAUGGAUGUACCAACUGAUGACGAGCAACAUCCAGAUGAUAGUUCUUCCAUGGCUACUGAAGAUGCGACAGCUUAUUGGACGGACUACAAUGUUAUAGAGAAUGAAUGGAGUCUGAAAAAGGUAGGAGUUUACUGCUCCCAGUUCCCUGAAUAUGCAUAUAAGCCUUUGGAAUGGCGCAGCAAAUAUUGUUGGACCGCCUUCUGUGGACCGGAGAUUCCUAAGCCACAAUCAAGAUGUGGACUCUGCUUAAAAGUGACCAACACUGCCAAUGGAAAAAGCGUGAUGGUGAGAGUGCUGGAUACAUGCACCAGGCCAUGUUUGGAUUUGGACUAUCCAGCGUUUUCUGAGAUCAUGGAUAACAAAGGCAGGCAAGACUGGCAUCUUACAGUGAACUAUGAAUUUGUGGAUUGUGGUGAUGAUCCUACAGUUCGUCUCCAUCAUGAAAUCUAA